Molecule: messenger RNA, 378 nt
Organism: Cryptomeria japonica (Japanese cedar)
Lineage: Eukaryota; Viridiplantae; Streptophyta; Pinopsida; Cupressales; Cupressaceae
Exons: 1
Coding region: 1-378 (125 amino acids)
Source: RefSeq, a predicted model, not a curated record
AUGGGGGACAUGGAGAGCCUGAGGGAGAGGUUGUAUGUCUUGAACAAGUUGGAUGAGAAAAUAAUGAUGGCCCAGUGGGCUAUGGAGGCAGCCCAACAAAGGAGGAAGCUGUGGCACAACAAGCACUUAAAACGAAUGAGGUUUGCUCCAGGACAACUGGUACUGAAAUAUAAUGGGCGUAAUGCGAUUAAACUAGGAAAAUUCAAGGUAAGAUGGUUAGGACCAUAUAAAGUCUCCGAGGUGGCCGAGAAUGGGGCAGUGAAGUUGUGGACACUUGAUGGACGGGAGGUUGUAGGAAACAUCAAUGGGUCAAUAUUAAAACAGUAUCACGAGCAGAGGCAAUCGACUGACCCCAAUUCCUCCCGAAGAAAUACUUAG